This is a messenger RNA of Echinococcus granulosus, 1851 nucleotides long. RefSeq lists its product as hypothetical. NCBI's taxonomy places the organism in Eukaryota, Metazoa, Platyhelminthes, Cestoda, Cyclophyllidea, Taeniidae. The record is from RefSeq and is a predicted model, not a curated record. The transcript has 2 exons. Bases 1 to 1851 code for a protein of 616 amino acids.
AUGGAACCCAUCACCUCACUCUUCAGUGCCUGUGGGAAGUGGGCGUCUGAGAACACUGCCUCGACCUGGAAAUUGGAGGCUGAAGACUGUCAUCUUUCCAUUGGUCAGCGAAGCCCCAUUUUAGAUUGGCUGGACACGGCCUUAAACACAGUCACACGCACAAAUGCGCACACGCAACCGAGCAGCCGGUGCACACGUGCCUGUCUUCAGAAGUGGUACAGCACUGUCGCUAUGCUGAAUGGGGCUGCCACGGCAACAGUCAGUCUUGCCCCCACCUCAAAUUUGGCUCAUCACAUCACCGAAAUCCACGCCAUACUCAACAACGACUCGGGUAACGAGAUUCACCCAUCACGUUUCACAGAUGAUAGGGGCAAGCCCUUCAUUUCGCCUUCGACUGCAACCCUCACUUCGGAUAGUUCUGGCUCUCCAAUCACUGUUCUCCUUACUAAUGGACGUGAAGAAGAUAGAGACGUCACCAGCAGAAUAAGCGGUGACGACAAUGGUAGAAGAGAACAAACUCCGAUACCUUCAGCUGCACGUAACCGUCCUGGGUUCUCUCCACCCUGUCCUCUGUCUGGAAUGUCCCAGCCCAGUCGUGUGGUUCAACAGUCCAGACAGGAGACCCCAUCAAUCCAUCUUUUAAAGCGGCUAAAAACUACCCUGUGGAUUGACAGGGUGCUUCUUCUGCUAGGCGUGAUUCUACCUCUAACUUUAGGCAUAUGUUUCUUCCUUGUCCACUCCUUCACCGAUUUUGCUAGUUGUCGACCGAUCAAGGUGAUUGUUGGCUCCACCAACAAGUUCGUCAAUCAGGUGUGUCGAGCAAAACUGAUCCAAGUGAUUCUCCAGGGUGCAAAGGACGCGGAUAACGACGAGCGCAUAACAGGAAGCCUUCAGCAUGAAUGCUUCCCGAUAAUUUUAAUCCUCAUCGCCCUGCUGAACUGGAUCCCACAUCUGUGUUGGCGUCUGGCGAUUAGACACUCCAUCUAUCGUGACGCCUCUCUGGUGGCUUCUGAACUUAGGAGCUUUCGAAAAACUGCUCAGCGCGAACUCAUCUCCAUUGCAUCGAGUAUCAGCACCGUCCCACUUAGUUCUAAUUUCAUGCCAAUGAUCCAGGAAAUUAGACUUAAGGGUUCCACUCGUCCUACACCCACCCAGCGUCGAAGUAGUGACGAGACGACACUUACGGAACCUUUGGGGAGUUUUCAAAUUCCGAAAAUGGAGAAUACUGUCUCUCCUGUUGACACUGGCUAUGAAUCGGAAAUGGACCUGCCUUCUGCCGUAGUGAUGCAUUUACCAAGGCUGCGAGUCAGUCGGGAUGAUCAUGCACUUAAUAUCUUCCUCGCCGGUUGGCAAAACACGGAUUUUUACAUUCGUCGAUUUAUUGCAAAGCACACAGUCCUCGCCCUAUUUAAUGCAACUACCUUCCUUCUGAUUUUGGGUUUUUCAGUAGUCACCUACGGGGAACCCUUUUCCGGAAGUUUCUAUUGUCGUCCAACGGAGAAAUCGACCACUCUUCACAUCUGCCUAGCUUCAACAACCUUCGCGCUCAACAUGACAGCUUUCUGUCUAGAUGUCUUCAACCUCCGUCUCUCCUACCUUCCUGGACUCACACGAACAGAUUUCCACUUUAUAAAUCUUCUCUGCAAGGAGAAUAGUCGAUACCUUCCUGAUGCUAUGCAACUGCGAGUCUGGCUUCUGCGCUAUGUCUUUUUAUGUCGACGCCUAGGACCUCGUGUUUUUGGACGCAGUGUCUCGACCCCAAAUAACAAUUUGCGUAGUGAGGAUCUCUCAACUCGGUUGGGGUUUAGUAAGGUUCGAAUCAGAGUUGAUAUAUGUGAUCAGUUUUGUUAG